This is a messenger RNA of Pectinophora gossypiella (pink bollworm), 1599 nucleotides long. RefSeq lists its product as uncharacterized. The transcript has 2 exons. The coding region runs from base 34 to 1257 and encodes 407 amino acids. The record is from RefSeq and is a predicted model, not a curated record. NCBI's taxonomy places the organism in Eukaryota, Metazoa, Arthropoda, Insecta, Lepidoptera, Gelechiidae.
CGGACGCGUUAGUUGAACGAGAUCGCAGAAGACAUGCCUUUCAGGAAAGUUUCGCGAUGCCACCAGGACUUUAUUGAAAUACUCUAUAAAGUGGCUGCUAAAUUGAAUUUACGUGAUUUAGAAUACGUUAUCGAAUACGGAAGUGAAGACAUCGACAUGUUUUACACUGGAAUUUAUAAAGUUGACAUCAAAGGAGCUGGAGAAAAGCAAAGAGUGAAGUAUGUUGCCAUUGUGAAGUGGCAUGGGGAUCCAAAGAAACGUGUCUCGUGUCGUGAGCUGUACCACCGGGAGUACAUAUUCUAUGAGUGUAUUGUGCCAGAGCUAUUGGAUAUCCAGAGACGGUUCGAGAUCAUCGAGGGGUUGAAAAUGAAAUUCCCCAACUGCAUUUUGGCGAAUAUCGAGCUCAAUAAAGAGACGAUUGUUUUCCUUCGAGACAACAAAUUCAGAUGUCUAGACAGGUUUCACAAGAUCGACCUGGCGCACGCGUCGCUUGUGAUAAAAAAUCUAGCGAAACUGCACGCGUUGUCCUUCGUAUUAGAGAAGACGAAACCGAAAUUCCUUGAAGAAAUAAAAAAACAGUGCAGCAAGGAUGUUCAAUAUUCUGAUCCAACUUACGUGUCCAAGUCCAUGGUAUAUUACUUUAAUACUUCAGUGAAUGUGGUCUGGGAUCCAACAGCGAAGGAAAAGUUGAAAGCGUUAGCACCGAGUAUCGUGAGAGUAUUGAAUAAAUGUACGACGUCAGGUCCCCAUAGUGUCUUGUGUCAUGGCGACUGUUGGAAUAAUAAUAUAUUUUAUAUUUAUCAGAGAAAUAGGCCAGUAGAUGUUAUAUUAAUCGACUAUCAGCUGUGCCGUUUUGCAUCUCCAGUCACCGACAUAUCCUAUUACCUCUACAUGUCCACUGAAAGAGACUUCCUUAAUCAACACCAUGAUAGACUACUCGACAUCUACUAUGGAACAUUAUCAGCUGUGCUCAGACAAUGUAACUUGGACGUUGAAGAAGUGUAUCCAAAGCACAUAUUCCAAGAACAUUUGAGACAAUAUUCAGUGCUAGGUUUAAUAGAAGCUUUAGUCUCAAUGAAGAUAAUAACGGCGGCAGCUGAGGAGGCGUUCGAGAUGACUGAAAUGAAAUAUUACACCGAAGAUGGAACGGCAGACAUUGUGUUGCAGAACCAGACCUUGUAUGAAAAGAGGGUCAACGGUGUUGUCGAUGACUUCUUUGAGAGAGGAUAUUCAUUGGACCAUUUAUUGAAUAACUGAUAGAUAUAUAAUCCAAAUAGAAAGUGAUAAAUUGAUAAUGUUAUUUUAAAACGUAUCUCAGUUAAAAAUACGUUUUUUGUACUUUUACAUAUACCUACAAACUCGCACUUAUGUUCUCUAGGGUGACCAGAGCUGCCAACAUAGAAAUAUCUUACCAAACCUUCUGUUUAUAAAUAUAGUGCAAUUUACAUGGACAGGUCACCUACCAUAUUGUCAUCCUUUAUAGUGUUAGUUCAUUAAUAUUUCAUACCACUGACACCAUUGACGUCUCCGACACGGCCGUUGCAUAACUAGGCAUGUUCAACCUUCUAACUAUAAAAUAUAUAUGUAUAUGUUUGUUUU